AUGACUACCGAAAUAGUGGAUCAAAUUGAAAUUCUGGAUCUCAUUAUAGACCCAUAUACAAAGACAUCAUAUGUUAAGCCAGAAUCAAAGAACAAUUCCUUCAUAAAUGAAAUAUUAGAACCAUCAAACGAAUUAUCUUGGGAUAUAUUAGACUUGGUUCAACAAGUUCCUGAAGUCAAUAAACUAAAGUUAUAUGAAGAACUCUUAGCUGUGCCGCAAAGUAUCAGUCGUACUUCUUAUAGAUUCAAAAGAUCUGGAUUGAAUGGAGAUGUGACGCGAUGUACAGAAGAAAUUCAACUCAGUGAAGUUGAAAAUGCCAAUUCCAGUAAUUCUUUAUCAAUUAAUAGAAAAUAUACCGCUAAGGGUGAUCUGUUAUCAGGAAAGUCUACAUUUUUACCAUUCCAACCCGGUGGGAUUGUAACGCUGUCAACAAAGAAAGAUGCUACAGAGUUUUUGCAUAGAAAUGAAGUAGGAUUAUUUGACUGGCCUCAAGGUCUUUCUAGAGGACUUCAUAUUCCAGAGCUGAAAAACAGUGAUACAUCAGUGAUAGAACUUGGCCAAGCUCAAGAAGCUGGCGAUGAAGGAAGUGACGAUAAACUUGUAUCAGAGUGGGAUUUGCAAAAAGAGACAAAGGACAACGGAAGCAAAGUAGUUGGAACUUUGCCAUAUGAUUCUUCAGAGAUAGAUGGAUUGGUACCGUUGGAUUAUUCCAGCAUAAAAAAUGAAUCAAAUGAAGAUAAGGAAAAAGAUAAUAAAUCAUGGGCCCAUGUUGUGGAAUUAGAUCAUAAGAUUGAGAAUUUCAAUGAACUUGUGCCAAAUAUGGCCAGAGAAUGGCCUUUCGAACUUGAUACUUUCCAAAAGGAAGCUGUAUAUCAUUUGGAACAAGGUGAUUCUGUUUUCGUGGCUGCUCAUACUUCAGCUGGUAAGACUGUGGUUGCUGAAUAUGCUAUAGCGAUGGCCAAUAGAAAUAUGACGAAGACCAUUUAUACAUCCCCAAUCAAAGCUUUAUCAAAUCAAAAGUUUAGAGAUUUCAAAGAAACCUUCAAAGAUGCUGACGUGGGUUUAAUCACAGGUGAUGUUCAAAUCAACCCUGAAGCAAAUUGUCUUAUUAUGACCACUGAAAUUCUUAGGUCAAUGUUGUAUAGAGGUGCUGAUUUAAUUAGAGAUGUCGAAUUUGUGAUCUUUGAUGAAGUGCAUUAUGUUAAUGAUAUUGAUAGAGGUGUUGUCUGGGAAGAAGUUAUUAUUAUGUUGCCAGAUCACGUUAAAUUCAUCUUGUUAUCCGCCACUGUUCCUAAUACAUUCGAAUUUGCCAAUUGGAUUGGUAGAACUAAAAGAAAGGAUAUUUAUGUCAUUUCAACUCACAAACGUCCAGUUCCAUUAGAAAUCUUCAUAGGUGCAAAAGAUCAAUUAUUCAAGGUUGUAAAUGCACAAAGACAGUUUGUGGAAUCAGAAUUCAAGAAGCAUAAGGAUCUUUUAGAGAAGAAGAAGGAAGGUCCACCCAAUGCAGUAAUGGGAUCUGGAAGUCGUGGAGGACCAGGAGGUAGCGCUAGAGGAGGAAAUAGAGGUGGUGGACAAGUUGCAACCAGAGGUAGAGGGAACUUCCAGGGUAAACCCCGUUUUGGUCAAGAUGGACCUAAUAAAAAUACAUGGAUAUCCUUGGUGCAAUACUUAAAGAAGGAGAACUUGUUGCCUGCUGUUGUGUUCGUGUUUUCUAAAAAGAAGUGCGAAGACUACGCCGAUUCCUUAAAAGGUGUUGAUUUCUGUAACGCCAGAGAUAAAUCUGAAAUCCAUAUGUUUAUUGAUAGGGCUGUUGCUAGAUUAAAGAAGGAAGAUAGAGAGCUUCCUCAAAUUAUAAAAGUAAGAGAAAUGCUUAGUAGAGGUAUAGCGGUUCAUCAUGGUGGUUUAUUACCAAUUGUCAAAGAAUGUAUUGAAAUUCUUUUUUCAAAAACAUUAGUCAAAGUAUUAUUUGCUACUGAAACAUUUGCUAUGGGUUUAAAUUUACCAACCAGAACAGUUGUUUUCAGUUCUACAAGAAAGCAUGAUGGUAGAAGUUUUAGAAACUUACUUCCUGGUGAGUUCACCCAAAUGUCAGGUAGAGCUGGUAGAAGAGGAUUGGAUCCUACUGGUACUGUUAUUGUCAUGGCAUAUAAUGAUCCUAUUUCCCAAUUAGACUUCAAAGAGAUUGCAUUAGGAAUGCCUACAAAGUUACUGUCUCAAUUUAGAUUAACAUAUAAUAUGAUUUUGAAUUUAUUGAGAAUUGAAGCUCUUAAGGUGGAAGAAAUGAUAAAACAUUCAUUCAGUGAAAACUCAGCUCAAGUGUUACUUCCUGAAAAUCAAAAGAAAGUUGAAAAAUUAUCAAUUCAAUUAAAAGACAUAGAGAAACCGAAAUGCUUCAAUUGUAAACUUGAAAGUAUGAUGGAAGUCUAUGAUUUGGUUACGAAAUAUGAAAAAUUAUAUGGAGAAUCUGUCAUUGAAAUCCAUAAACUGGCUACCUUAAAGACUCAAAUUCUUAAAAUUGGGCGUGCUACAGUAUUCAGAGAUAAGUCAGACUGUGUGAAGUUAGGAUUUGUUGUCAGAUCUGAUUCUGCUAACAGUGCUGUUUUGUUAUUAACUUUCAAUCAUGGUGCAGAAUAUGAAAAUGAUGUAGAGAAAUUCAAACAACCAUUUAUUCCACAUAAGACUUACUUGAAAAAUAAUUUUAAAAAGAUAAAGUAUAGCGGAAAUUUGAGAGUUGAAUCUGUUCCUUAUAAUAAAGUGGUUUUCAUAUGUAGAUAUGGAUUGAAAUCUUCCAUAUCUGACAUUUUAAGAAAUGAUACUGAGGUCGUUAAUGAGGCGGUGAACCAUAUAAAGGUUUUACUUAAAUUCCAAUUCCAAUGGGAAGAGCUUGAGCUUGGAAAGAGUGCUCUGAUUAAUCUACACAAUACAGUAAUAGAGAAGAACAAUAUUUUGACAAAGCUUGAUAUAACCUUAGCUUUCUAUUGUGCCGAAUUUAAGGAGCAUUAUCAAAUUAUCCAUAAGAUAGAUACUUUACAAACAGAAAUUGACCAUUUGAAUCGAUUAAUUUCUGAUGAGAAUUUAGAUUUAUUACCCGAUUAUGAGCAACGUUUACAAGUAUUAGGAGAGUUAGGAUUCAUUGACGAACAACAGAAUGUCGUCUUGAAGGGAAGAGUAGCAUGUGAGAUUAAUUCUGGUUGGGAGCUUAUUAUCACUGAAUUAGUAUUGGAUAAUUUCUUAGGUGACUUUGAAGCUGAGGAAAUAGUGGCGUUACUUUCAUGUUUUGUUUAUGAAGGUAGAACUAAUGAAGACGAACCACCAUGUAUCACUCCAAGAUUAGAAAAGGGAAAGACCAGAAUCCUUGAAAUCGCAAAGAAGAUGAUUGGAGUAUAUUCUGAAAAGCAAGUUAUAUUAACUUCAGAAGAAGAAGAAUUCCUUGAAAGAAAAAGAUUUGCUUUAAUGAAUGUUGUAUAUGAAUGGGCAAGAGGUCUUUCCUUCAAUGAAAUCAUGGAAAUGAGUGUUGAAGCUGAAGGUACCAUUGUUCGUGUUAUAACAAGAUUAGAUGAAAUUUGUCGUGAAGUGAAGAACGCUGCAUUAAUCGUCGGUGAUUCAACUUUACAUGCUAAAAUGAGUGAAGCUCAAGAAAGAAUUAAAAGAGAUAUUGUUUUCUGUGCUUCUUUAUAUUUAUAA
Messenger RNA from Scheffersomyces coipomensis, 3684 nucleotides. RefSeq names its product SKI complex RNA helicase subunit (gene SKI2). Lineage: Eukaryota; Fungi; Ascomycota; Pichiomycetes; Serinales; Debaryomycetaceae. Gene Ontology annotation, biological process: nuclear-transcribed mRNA catabolic process, 3'-5' exonucleolytic nonsense-mediated decay. The coding region runs from base 1 to 3684 and encodes 1227 amino acids. Gene Ontology annotation, cellular component: Ski complex. Gene Ontology annotation, molecular function: RNA binding; RNA helicase activity; ATP binding. The transcript is spliced from 2 exons. The record is from RefSeq and is a predicted model, not a curated record.